Messenger RNA from Pteropus alecto (black flying fox), 1630 nucleotides. RefSeq names its product CWC15 spliceosome associated protein homolog (gene CWC15). The record is from RefSeq and is a predicted model, not a curated record. Gene Ontology annotation, molecular function: RNA binding. The transcript is spliced from 7 exons. Gene Ontology annotation, biological process: mRNA cis splicing, via spliceosome. Bases 226 to 921 code for a protein of 231 amino acids. Gene Ontology annotation, cellular component: catalytic step 2 spliceosome. NCBI's taxonomy places the organism in Eukaryota, Metazoa, Chordata, Mammalia, Chiroptera, Pteropodidae.
AUCCGAGUGGGGCGGGAGAGGGCAGUUGGGACCGGAAUCGCCGACGGAGAACCGAGCACAGGCAGAGGAGACCCCGGAGCAGUGGGAGGGUGGCGGAGCCCAGCGCCUGUGGGCAAGUCUUGAGUGCUAGGGGCCGCGGAUAGCGCAGCGCUAAGGCAGCACUGCAAUCGGCGUUAAGCCGGGUCCGGGCCUCCCAUCUGUUGCUGAGUCUGGCAAGCAUAAAAGAUGACAACAGCAGCUAGGCCAACUUUUGAACCUGCAAGAGGUGGCAGAGGAAAAGGAGAAGGUGAUUUGAGCCAACUCUCAAAGCAGUACUCAAGUAGAGAUCUACCUUCUCAUACAAAGAUAAAAUAUAGACAGACUACUCAGGAUGCCCCUGAAGAGGUUCGGAACCGUGACUUCAGGCGAGAGUUGGAAGAGAGAGAGAGAGCUGCUGCAAGAGAAAAAAAUAGAGAUCGUCCAACCCGAGAACACACAACCUCCUCUUCAGUGUCAAAGAAGCCUCGGCUAGACCAGAUUCCCGCUGCCAACCUUGAUGCAGAUGAUCCUCUAACAGAUGAGGAAGAUGAAGAUGAAGACUUUGAAGAAGAGAGUGAUGACGAUGAUACUGCAGCUCUUCUUGCAGAACUAGAAAAAAUUAAAAAAGAAAGAGCUGAAGAGCAAGCCAGAAAGGAACAAGAACAAAAAGCUGAAGAAGAAAGGAUUCGUAUGGAAAACAUUCUGAGCGGAAACCCUCUUCUUAAUCUCACUGGCCCAUCCCAGCCUCAGGCUAACUUCAAAGUUAAACGAAGGUGGGAUGAUGAUGUUGUUUUCAAGAACUGUGCAAAAGGUGUAGAUGAUCAGAAGAAAGACAAAAGAUUUGUAAAUGAUACACUGCGAUCUGAAUUUCACAAAAAGUUCAUGGAGAAAUAUAUUAAAUAGUACAGUUUUAUGUGCUUAAUUAAAGACUGUAAAAUGUAAACAAUCAUUUUGACUUUAUUUUGGUUAGUUUGGUUUUAUUUUUCCCUUUUCCCCAAUUAAAUUGUGUAUACGCUUCUCUGAUUUUAAGUUCCAAAAUAUCUUUUCCUUUAUUGAUACCUUAUUUGAUAAGGACUUGGGCAUUGGUUUUACCCAGUUUCCAGUCUCUGAAUGUUCUCAAUCAUAUAGUUUCUUUUUAAUAUGAGAAAGAGAAUCUGCUUGUAAUAAAUAUUUUUAAGAAUCUAAAUAACCAAAUCUGUGCCCCCAACUUUUUGUUGAAAUGUAUGCAGCUUAUAAAAUAUUGCAUAUUUUCUUUUGUAUAUUGUAUUUCUUUGUGCAUGAACUUUUUCUCAUUUCUCUAACAUUGAUUUAAGAUUGGUUACUUCAUGAGAUCCUCUCAGUGUUUAAGAGAAUGAUAAAAGAUUGAAGGGAUUCUAAUUUGGACCACACGUUGCUGUGGAAGAGUGUCCCGAGUGUGUGUAUCUCUUCUGCAGGUGUUCCUUUUCUCUCGGCCCAAGACAAGCACUUCUGAAGCAUGCCUGGGGAGCAGGUGGCACUCACCUGUGUUCUCCUGGAUACUCAACUGCCUUGUUUCUCUUGAGUGACACAUAUUAGAUGUAAAGCCUAGGAAAGUUUAACAUCAAUACAUAAAAUAAAAUUUUUGGAAAUAGAA